AGCUGAUCAUUUUCUUAAAAUUUUAAUACAUUUAAAAAUUUAAAUAAAAAUGAAACUUUUUUGUUUUUUAAUAACAUUUUGGUUUGUAAAUGUUUCAACAAAUGAUACAGAGAAUUAUACUAGACUGAAUUAUAUGAAGGAUGUUAACGUUACAAAUGCCCACAUCAAGCUUGCCUCUAAUAAGAUACAUAAAAGAAAUAAUAUUGACACAAAUGGAUUGGAGCAUAUAAUUAUAAAAAUUAUUGGGAAUAAUGAUAAAUAUAGUUUAGGAGUGAUGAAUAUGAUGUUCGCUACACCGGAAAAGGACUUACUUUACAAUUUAUCUGAAUUGGAAAAAAUGCAAUCAGAUUUGCGAAAAGAAAUAGAACUUGAAUUAGAAAUUCCUGUUCCUCAAGUUCCACACCUAUUUUUUAAAAACUAUAUGGAAGUUAUGGAAGAACUUGGGAAAGAGAGAAGAGUUCUUACUGCAGUAGCUGUAAAAAAUAUAUGGGACAAGGCAAUAGAACCACCUGAAUUAGAACUAUUAUGGAUGUGUCGUUUGUCAGCAAUUUUCAUGAGCAUAAGAUUCCCAUCACUAUAUAUACAAAAAAUUCAGACUGAUAAAUCUGCUGGCAUUUGUACUACAGUGAAUGCUAAUAGUACAAAAGAUACAUACAAAAGAAUUGAGGAGAAAUGGUGUCAAAUCUCGGUGGUAGUACCACUUCAAAAGUCACGAUAAUUAUUAAGAUUUUAUUUUAUUUAAAAAGUUUUUGCAUUU
This is a messenger RNA of Adelges cooleyi (spruce gall adelgid), 757 nucleotides long. RefSeq lists its product as uncharacterized. The transcript has 11 exons. The record is from RefSeq and is a predicted model, not a curated record. Lineage: Eukaryota; Metazoa; Arthropoda; Insecta; Hemiptera; Adelgidae. Bases 50 to 718 code for a protein of 222 amino acids.